GCUGGGAAGGAAACGAGGGAAUCACGGCUUACAGUGACCACCGAAACUCCCAUCUUUCUCAUCCAUCCUCUCCGCUCCUACCAAGAAACCAUUGAGGAAGAAAUCCAAACAAUUUCGUGACUUCCGCGAUCAAGAGCGAAGGCGCGAUUAGGAAAUUCGGAAGGCGUCGAGCAGGAUAGCGGCGCGUGAUUAGCGAAGGAAGUACGGUUCUCACACAAGCAGACCCCUGGGGUGUUGUCAUCUCCCGAUCCAGUAUGGUGUUAAUUUCGCUUGUUCGAGAAUAUAUCGGGCGGAUGUUGCAGGACAUUUCUGGCAUGAAAGUCCUCAUUCUUGAUUCUUGGACGGUCAGUAUUGUUAGUGUUGUAUAUUCUCAGUCCGAGCUGCUCCAAAAGGAAGUAUUUUUAGUAGAACUGGUGGAUUCAAUGUCAAAAGAGCCAAUGACGCAUCUGAAAGCCGUUUAUUUUCUUAGGCCAACAUCCGAUAAUAUCCAGAAUCUCCGGCGUCAAUUGGCUGUUCCCAGAUUUGGAGAAUAUCACCUUUUUUUUUCUAAUGCCUUGAAGGUCACUCAAAUCCAUGUUCUCGCUGAUUCGGAUGAGCAAGAAGUUGUUCAGCAAGUUCAAGAAUUCUUUGCUGAUUUUUGUGCCAUAGACCCUUACCAUUUCACAUUGAAUUUGCACAGUAAUCACAUGUAUAUGCUCCCAGCAGUUGUAGACCCUCCAAGUUUACAAAGCUUCUGUGAUCGCAUUGUGGAUGGUAUUGCUGCAGUUUUCUUAGCACUGAAGCGCCGGCCUGUCAUUCGAUAUCAACGAACUUCAGAUGUUGCAAAGAGGAUUGCACAAGAAACUGCUAAACUUAUGUAUGAGCAAGAAAGUGGCCUGUUUGAUUUCAGGCGUACAGAAACUUCUCCAUUAUUGCUCGUCAUUGAUAGAAGAGAUGAUCCAGUUACACCUCUGCUGACCCAGUGGACGUAUCAAGCAAUGGUUCAUGAACUUAUUGGUAUCUUAGAUAAUAAAGUUCAUUUGAGAAAUGUAGGCACGGUCCCCAAAGAUCAGCAGGAGGUGGUGUUGUCAUCAGAGCAGGAUGCAUUUUUUAAGGCUAAUAUGUAUGAAAAUUUUGGAGAUCUUGGAUUGAAUAUCAAGCAAAUGGUGGAUGAUUUUCAACAGAUUGCAAAGAGUAAUCAGAAUAUUUUGACAAUAGAUGAUAUGGCGAAGUUUGUGAACAAUUAUCCUGACUAUAGAAAGAUGCAUGGAAAUGUCUCAAAGCAUGUAACCAUGGUUACCGAAAUGAGCAGAAUUGUAGAGGAGAGGAAACUCAUGUUAGUUUCACAAACAGAACAAGAACUUGCAUGUAACAAUGGACAAGCAGCUGCUUUUGAGGGUGUAAACAAGCUUCUGAACAGUGAAAGCGUUUCUGAUAUUGACUGUUUACGGUUAGUAAUGUUAUAUGCUCUGCGCUAUGAGAAGGAGAGCCCAGUCCAGCUAAUGCAGUUAUUCAACAAACUAGCUUCUCGAUCCGCCAAAUAUAAGUCUGGUCUUGUACAGUUCCUCCUCAAGCAAGCAGGAGUUGAUAAGAGAACAGGUGACUUGUAUGGAAAUCGUGAUCUACUAAACAUUGCCCGUAAUAUGGCUCGGGGACUCAAGGGAGUUGAGAAUGUGUACACUCAACAUCAGCCUCUUUUAUUUCAAUCUAUAGAAAACAUUACAAAGGGACGCCUUAAAGAUAUUGACUAUCCCUUCAUUGGAAAUCACUUUCAACAGGGCAGACCGCAGGAAGUUGUUGUCUUCAUUGUUGGUGGAACAACCUAUGAGGAAGCACGCACUGUGGCUCUACAUAACGCUGCCAAUUCAGGAACCCGUUUUAUACUUGGCGGUACUGUUGUUCUCAACUCUCAGAGGUUUCUUAAAGAUCUUGAAGAGGCUCAUACAAUAUCUCGGGCAAGCGUCAUCCUUUAAUCUUCAAGCGACUGAGAUCAGAGAGAAAAGAUAUGGAUUCAAUAUUGGUGGUCACAUCAGAUAUUCGUGAAUCAAAGGUUAUAAAAUGUAAAUGUUGAACAUCACAACGGGUAUUAUAUUUGAGCAAGAAAGAUUAGUAAUUUUUUCAUGUA
Molecule: messenger RNA, 2104 nt
Organism: Phalaenopsis equestris
Lineage: Eukaryota; Viridiplantae; Streptophyta; Magnoliopsida; Asparagales; Orchidaceae
Product: vacuolar protein sorting-associated protein 45 homolog
Exons: 15
Coding region: 255-1952 (565 amino acids)
Biological process (GO): vesicle-mediated transport; intracellular protein transport
Cellular component (GO): Golgi membrane
Source: RefSeq, a predicted model, not a curated record